CAGCAACACCGUGGUGUCAGAUUCGUCGACUUAUUCGGACAGACUCAGUAUUCACCUUGUCGUCUCAUCACGGCACACAUUUAAUUCCUACAAGACAAACACGCAAAGAUCUCCAGAGCGCGCAUUACCAUGACUACCAAGAUGGAAGAGCUCCAAGCACUUGAGAAGGAGCUGCUCGAGGAAAUCAAGGAAACCAAGAGAUUGAAUGAAAUCCUCCAAGACCAGAUCAAACGCGAUGAGGUCGAGAUGCCCGUCCUCCCACAGGGCAACGAACUCGAGAAAGGUCUCGCAGCCACCAGUCGUUUCAUCGCCGCAGUCGAAGCAGCCAAGGCCAAAGACCCAGGCACCGACAUCGAGGAGAUGGUGGCUUGUAGAUCGCCUGAGAUGCUCCAGGUCGUCAAAGACAUGGCUCGUUACAAGGAACUCAUCUUCGUCUAUCGCUGGCUCACAGAGCCCGUCGGCGACAGCCAGAUCACUCUCCACCAACGUCAUGGACUCGACAAGCUACCCGGCAUCGCAGCGGCAGAGAUGCCAGAGAGCGUCUUCAUCAACCUCGAGUAUUACCAUCAGCGCUUGUUCGAUCCUGAAAAUGGCACAAUGACCGUCCUCCACAAGCUCUGGCGCCUUGACGAUCACGGUAUUCCCGUCACCCCCUUCGGCGCCGCUCUGCACGAGAACUUCGACAAGGCCGUGGCCGCCGUUCCUAGAGCAAUCCAGAGAGACGAACAUGGCAUGAUCAUUUACGGCCUGGAAGACUUGUCCCUUGCCACCAUCCCCGAGAUCGAGUUGACUCAACCCGUCGAAGAUGAGGAAGAUCUCGUCUAGAAGACCACACAGCCAAUGGGCAGGACCUGAGGAUUCGGAAUGUAGAAACAGGUCAACAGGUCAAACACGGUAGCAUGGAAGCAUUCAAACAGGGACAGUCACAGAUCAAUGUGACCAAGGGCCGACACUGAUGUGGAAUUUCUUUAUUCUUGCAAGUUGCAACUCAAAUCAAUCGAUUAAUUGAAG
Molecule: messenger RNA, 1011 nt
Organism: Aureobasidium pullulans EXF-150
Lineage: Eukaryota; Fungi; Ascomycota; Dothideomycetes; Dothideales; Saccotheciaceae
Exons: 3
Coding region: 130-825 (231 amino acids)
Source: RefSeq, a predicted model, not a curated record